Molecule: messenger RNA, 4484 nt
Organism: Prinia subflava (tawny-flanked prinia)
Lineage: Eukaryota; Metazoa; Chordata; Aves; Passeriformes; Cisticolidae
Gene: EPHA1
Product: EPH receptor A1
Exons: 18
Coding region: 179-3550 (1123 amino acids)
Biological process (GO): protein phosphorylation; ephrin receptor signaling pathway; axon guidance
Cellular component (GO): plasma membrane; dendrite
Molecular function (GO): transmembrane-ephrin receptor activity; protein binding; ATP binding
Source: RefSeq, a predicted model, not a curated record
GGCUUCGUGGUUUUAGCCCCAUUAUCACAGCUCACAGAAUCACAGAAUGGUUUGGCUUGGAAGAGACCUGGAAGAUCAUCUAUUCCCAACUGCCCUGCCAUGGGUGUUGGAACCAGACCUUCCACUAGGCCAGAUUGCUCCAUGGCUCCAUCCUUCCUGGCCUUGAACACUUCCAAGGAUGGAACAACCACAGCCUCCCUGGGCAACUUGUUCCAGUGCUUCACUACCCUAUAUCAUUUCUUCCUCAAAUUUCAGUUUAAAGCCUUUGCCGGACCCGGCGGGACCGGGAAGGAUGGCGAGGGCUGCCCAGGAGGUGGCAAUCGGGAGCCUCUUACGGGAGUGGAGCAAAGGUGGAGGGAGGCUCCCAGGAAAGAGGUGGCUGCCUUUAAGGUGGGUUUAUUUGCCUGCCAGAUGGGAAGUCUGUGACCAGCCCCUUAGAACAGGUAAAGGCAGUAAGGCUUCUCCACCCACUCGCCUUGAUCUUUCAUCACCACCGUGGGCCAGGCGGGCGCUUGUGCAACGUGCGCGCCGCGCUCGGGAGGCUGCGGGAGAGGCCCAUGCGCUGCCCGCAGCAGCCCGGGCACACGGGCCGGAGCCGCCGGGGGCUGCCGGCCGGGCCCCCUCUCCGGCCGGCCUGGGGAUGAGCACCUGCGGCGGCGGGAUGGGGCUCUCCGUCGGGCUCCUUCUCCUCUGGGCUCUCCUUCCUGCCGAGGCGCACGGGAAAGAAGUGAAUCUACUUGACACAAGCACUGCACAGGGUGAGCUGGGCUGGCUUCCAGACCCUCCGGAAGUAGGGUGGAGCGAAGUGCAGCAGAUGAUAAAUGGCACCCCGAUCUACAUGUACCAGGACUGCAGUGUGCUUUCCGAGGGUGACACCGAUCACUGGCUUCGCACCAACUGGAUUUAUCGGGGUGAGGCAGCCUCGCGCGUUUAUGUGGAGCUAAAGUUUACUGUGAGGGACUGCAAGAGCUUCAAAGGUGAAGUGGUGACCUGCAAAGAGACCUUCAACCUCUAUUACAUGGAAUCUGAACAAGAUGUUGGGAUCCAGUUCCGCCGCCCACUGUUCACCAAGCUCAACACUGUGGCAGCAGAUCGAAGUUUCACAAGCAGAGACAUCGAGUCGGGGGCCAUGCAGCUGAACACAGAAGUGUGCCCCAUUGGGAAGCUAUCUCGCCGGGGCUUCUACCUGGCUUUCCAGAACUCUGGGGCUUGUGUAGCGAUGGUGUCUGUCCGAGUGUACUACAAGACUUGCCCGGAGGCGGUGCGGGGCCUGGCCCGCUUUCCGGAGACGCUGGCAGGGUCAGAGGGGCUGACAGAAGUGCCUGGGGUCUGCGUGGAGGACGCGGCUGAAGAAGCGGGCUCUCCCCCCAGGAUGCACUGCAGCACUGACGGGGAGUGGCUGGUACCAGUGGGCCGAUGCCUUUGUGCUGUGGGGUUUGAGGAAGUCGAUGGGAGCUGCGUAGCCUGCCAGCGAGGGUUCUACCGCCACUCCCUGGAUGCUAAACGCUGCCUGAAGUGUCCCCCCAACAGCUUGUCCAACGAGUCAGGGGCCACGUCUUGUCCCUGCAAUGCAGGCUUCUACCGAGCACCUUCGGAGGGCCAGAACAUUGCUUGCACCCGCCCACCCUCGGCUCCCCGCAAUGUCAGCUUCUCCCUCAUCGGCACCCAGCUGAGUCUGUGGUGGCAGCCGCCCAGUGACCACGGCGGGAGGAAGGACCUGACUUACACAGUGUUCUGCCAGCGCUGCCACGUCCCGUCCUGUGAGCCCUGUGAGGCUGGCGUGGUGUUCUCCCCCGGUGCCUCUGGUCUCACGAAGCCUGCGGUGGACGUGGACGGCCUAGAAGCUUACACCAAUUACACAUUCACUGUGGAAGCCCAUAAUGGUGUCUCAGGAAUGGGACCUGCUCCACAGAGAACUGCUCCAGCUGUCUGGGUCUCAGUUGGACAUGCAGCUCCAGUGACAGUAUCCCAGUUUAUUCUGACACAGAGAGAUGACAGUAGUCUUUCUGUUUCUUGGCUUGCCCCACGGCAACGCAGCCGGACCUCAGUGGAGUAUGAGGUCAUGUUCUUUGAGAAGGGAGAGGAGGCACGUUACACAGUGAAGCACCUUCUUGAGCCGAAUGUCACUCUGAGAGACCUGCAGCCAGACACAGCCUACCUGCUCCGCGUGAGAUCCAUCACACCCCUUGGGCCUGGGCCCUACUCCCCAGAGCAGGAAUUUCGCACCCUUCCACCAGACACAGGAGCUCUGUCUGGUGGAGUCAUAGUUGCUAUUAUCUUCGGAGUUCUCUUAUUUAUUGCGCUAAUUGUGGGACUUCUCAUGUUUCGGCGAAAGAGGGCUCGUCGGAGACACGCACGGCCAGAUUAUAGUACUUCGGGCUUUGAGAGAGAGAAGGUCUGGUUGAAACCCUAUGUAGACCUGCAACCGUAUGAUGACCCCAGCAGAGGGGUGCUGGAAUUCACUAAGGAAUUGGACAUCUCUUGUGUCACUAUGGAGAAUGUGAUUGGAGAGGGGGAGUUUGGGGAGGUCUAUCGUGGGUCCCUGCGACUCCCGGGGAAGGAGCGUAUUGUGGUCGCCAUCAAGACUCUGAAGCCAACUUAUUCAGACUCACAGUGGUGGAACUUUCUGCGUGAAGCAACAAUUAUGGGACAGUUCAAUCACCCAAACAUUGUGCGUCUGGAGGGAGUUGUCACCAAAAGGAGGCCAAUGAUGAUCAUCACUGAGUAUAUGGAAAAUGGAGCACUGGAUACCUUCCUCCGGGAGAAUGAGGAAAAAUUUAGCCCUGUGCAGCUUGUGAGCAUGCUGCAGGGAAUAGCCUCUGGCAUGACCUACCUUUCAGAACACAAUUACGUGCACCGGGAUCUGGCUGCUCGCAACAUCCUGGUAACUCGCAGUCUCCAAUGCAAGGUGUCCGACUUUGGUCUCUCCCGAAUUUUGGAGAAUGAUGCAGAGGGAACCUAUGAAACCAAGGGCGGUAAGAUUCCUAUCCGAUGGACAGCCCCAGAGGCCAUUGCUCAUCGUAUUUUCACCUCAGCCAGUGAUGUUUGGAGCUUUGGAAUCGUCAUGUGGGAGGUGCUAUCAUUUGGUGACAAGCCAUAUGGGCACAUGACCAAUCAAGAGGUGAUGAAAAGCUUAGAGGACGGGUACCGGCUCCCCCCGCCUGUGGAUUGCCCAUCUAUCCUCUAUGAGCUCAUGAAGAGUUGCUGGUCACACGAUCGGAUGAGGCGGCCUCAUUUCCAGGAAAUCCGGGCACAGCUGCAACAUUUCAUCUCAAGUCCCCAGCUCCUCCGGCCCGUAGCAGACUUUGAUCCCAGGGUAACACUCCGUCUCCCCAGCUGCAGUGGCUCCGAUGGGAUCCCCUACCGCUCCAUCCCCGAGUGGCUGGAAUCCAUUCGCAUGAAGCGCUACAUCUCCAACUUCCGCACGGCCGGCCUGGACACCAUGGAGUCCAUCCUGGAGCUCACUGCUGAAGACUUGAAACAGAUGGGAGUGUCACUUCCAGGCCACCAGAAGAGGAUCUUGUGCAGCAUCCAAGGCUUUAAGGAGUGAUCAGUCAUUGAAUUCUUAAGCUUGAAAAAUGUCCAUCCUUACCAGAUAUCAUUUGGAAUCAUUCCUAUGGCAGUUGCUUCCAAAUGAGUGACUGGACAAGCAAAGUAAAACAACCAGAACUGAAAAAGCUCAUGAGGCAACACCACCUGCUCUCAUUUCUGUUCCCCCUUGCUUUAGCUCUACAGCAGCCAUCAGUAUGUUUCAGAGCACUGGUCUUAGAAACUAUUCUCUGUUUCCUGCAGUCCACUUCGUGCAGCACUAAGCAGGCCCUGUAGUCCACAGACUGGAGUUUCAGACCCUCAGUAUAUCACAUGGAAUCCAAGGUGGGUGGAGGGUGGUGGAUAAGACAUGUCUUAAGAUUGGAGAUGAGGGUUCAAGAUAGACUGGGACAUUCAGGGAGCAGGCACAAGAGUAAAGACAGGUAGAGACAGGGCUCAUUCACUCCUUGGCAUACAUUCCUUCUCACUUCGGCACCCUUCUGUCUGUCUUAUUUUGCAUCAGGAACAAACUAGUCAGUCCUUCACAAGGCUGCUGGUAAGGCAUAUAUUUUUUAAUGCAGCUAUUCUUGCUGUGAACACCACCCUGUGGUGGACUUCUUUCUUUGGAGGAGAAACUGGGAGUAGAAGCACACCCCGCUGUAACUUGUGUGAUCACAUCACCUCAGCAUGUUGCUGUUUUGCACAUGCACACUUCAGCGGGGAGAUUUACAUCUCUCCAAAUUGCUUAAUACCUUUUCUUAUGCUGUGGACAUUUUUCUCUGCCCCUUUUUAAAAGAGACAAUAGCCUUGUUUGGCUGGAAUAGGGUAUUUGUAACAGAAAAAUGUGUAGGUGGUCUGUCUUACUCCUUCUCUGUGGAGGAAUGUUAUUAUUUAUCAGAUCUCACGACAGUUAUAGUCUGUACAUAAUAUUUUGUAAAUAAACUUGUGGCAGAGCA